AUGAAUGCAUCAAGAUAUUCUGCAUCUCGACAGAAAUCAUGCGACCAAUGCUCAAUUUCGAAGGCAAAGUGCGAUCGCCAGACUCCCUGUGCAAGAUGCGCCAAACGAGGUCUGUCGUGUGCCUAUCCCACAGCAACCCCUGGCCAUGCCGAAUCUCCUCGUAGCCAAGUGCAGGAAGACAGCGUCUAUGGCUCAGAAUUUGGAACAAGACUAUCAUUUCGUAGUCCACGACAUGAACCCCUUCCGGCAAUUCGCGCCGAUGAUCUGGCGGACACUUGCCCCGAAUUUAGUCAUCUUGACUUGCUCUGUCCUAUCAACGUCGAGGAUAUUAGCAAUCGCUGGCUAAAUCCCUACAUUCCUGGUCCCGAGCAAACCAUCAAGUCCUAUCCGGUUGUUGUCACGAAUUACAUUUGGCGGAUAUUAAACUCGUAUGCUGCCAGUGCAUCUCGUGGACGCGGUGUGCCCCCAUUCAUUCAUCCUGCACAAAUGAAGGAUCAAAAAGCAAGUUUACCAUUGAAUACUUGCUUGAGCCUCAUUCGCAUAAGCGAGCAUCCCUUGCCAGGCACUGAGAAUGCGGCUGCACUCGUUCUUCAGCGAGAGAUGGAGAGCAUAGCUGCAGCGCGAGAAAUCUAUGAUGACAUGGCACUUCUAGCUGCCUACCAGGCAUAUCUGAUGUAUGCAUUGGUGUUAUUCUUCCGCUUGAGUCAAGGCUCCAGUGCUUUCUUUCGUCAAGCAAUGAUGAAUCUACAAGAGCUAGCAUGUUCUACGUCCCGUCGAGGCCUUGUGUGCGCAACCGACCAACACCAUGCACGUCCUAAAUGGGAAGAAUGGAUUGUCACCGAAUCCAAGAGGCGCACACUUUACGUGAUGUAUCUUUUCGACAGCGUGCUUUCCUCGCAAGAGAACCUUCCCACCUUUCUUGGGACAGAGUUGCGAGGACUUCCCGCCCCAGCGAAUAAACUCUUGUGGCAGGCACAAGGACGAAGUGAGUGGGAGAAAGAGUAUAAUGUUUUUCUUACGGAAUGGACGAAGCAAUAUCUCACUAUUGAUGAGCUUUGGCCCUUGCCUCCAGGUCUGAACGAUGCCGAAAUUGCUGAGAGACGUGAUAGAGCAAACCGAUGGCUUGAGAACAUGGAUGAAUUUGGAACGAUGCUCUUUGCCGUGACUAGCUGUACGCACGGGUGA
Messenger RNA from Penicillium daleae, 1185 nucleotides. Its product is annotated as Zn(II)2Cys6 transcription factor domain-containing protein. Bases 1 to 1185 code for a protein of 394 amino acids. Gene Ontology annotation, molecular function: DNA-binding transcription factor activity, RNA polymerase II-specific; zinc ion binding. Gene Ontology annotation, biological process: regulation of DNA-templated transcription. The record is from RefSeq and is a predicted model, not a curated record. Lineage: Eukaryota; Fungi; Ascomycota; Eurotiomycetes; Eurotiales; Aspergillaceae. The transcript has a single exon.